GGAAUGCGUAGAAUAAUACCGACCACGCGAGAAUCGUUCUUUUUGUAAGAUGGCGUCCAUGGAGAAGGAGUUUUUCUGGGGCUGUGAGCUGAGCAAGGACAGAAAGGAACACAGUUGGGACUGUGAAGACGAAGAACUCAGUAAGGCAGAUAUUGAGCAGAAACUGGUAGUAUCUCAGGCUUGUCUAGGGUUAAAAGCCAAAGCAAAUGAAAAAAAUCUGGUGCAGGUUACGACAACAGAUAGUAGUGAUAGCAUGGUUACAUUCACAAUUCUCUCCUUAACGUCUGGAAAAACUGAUCAGUGUCGACUUAGUUUGGCAUUCCCAUCCUCAGCCACCUUUAAACUCAUCGAGGGUUCUGGACCUGUCCAUUUGACUGGCUCUGUUUACCAAGAACUAUAUUUAUUAGAUGAUGAUGAUGAAGAGAGUGAUGAAGAUGAUGAUGAUGAAGAGAGUGAUGAAGAUGGUGAUGAAUUAGUGAAAUCAGAGGCUAAAGUUGGUUCAAAGAAAAGACCUCUUGCAUCCGAGACUCCCAAGGGACCACCAAAGAAGCUUGCUCGUGUUGAAGUUGGUGAAGAGGAGAGUGAAGAAGAU
Molecule: messenger RNA, 592 nt
Organism: Orbicella faveolata
Lineage: Eukaryota; Metazoa; Cnidaria; Anthozoa; Scleractinia; Merulinidae
Biological process (GO): ossification; cell adhesion; chromatin remodeling
Cellular component (GO): nucleolus; nucleoplasm; cytoplasm
Molecular function (GO): chromatin binding; histone binding; RNA binding
Source: RefSeq, a predicted model, not a curated record